UGUUCGUUUUCUUUUUACUCCAUCACAUUUUUCAGUCAUGGUCAAGGCCAAAGCUAAUGCCAAGCAGAAGGCCAUCACCUCCUUCUUUGGUGGGAAGAAGGAGCCAAAGGAAUCCGUCGAUGAAAUUGUCGCAGAGGAGACAUCAUCUGAUGAUGAGGGAAAACCUCAAGCCGUUGUAAAGAAAGCACUUGGAAAGAAGAUUAAGAAGCAGAAAGUCAAGGACGAUGAAGAAGAAGCAUCUGAUGAUGAUGUUCCUGCUCAAUCUUCAAAGACAGACGGCAAAAUCGAAUCAUCCACUUUACCACCCAUCUAUGAAACUCCCGCCAUGUUCCGCGACCUGGUGUCUCGCCUUCCAGGAAUCAAAGGUGUCGCUGAGCAUAUCAAAGGUCGAAAACUGCGCGUAGCUACAAUGUGUUCUGGCACAGAAUCACCUCUACUUGCUCUCGAUCUCAUUGGCCAGGUUAUGCUUGAACAGUAUGGCGUUCCUCUUGAAUUUGAGCACGUAUUCUCUUGUGAGAUCGAGCCAUUCAAGCAGGCAUAUAUCGAACGCAAUUUCCAACCGCCGCUACUGUUUAGAGAUGUAUGCGAACUGGGAGAAUCUCAAGCAACGACGGCCUAUGGCGCAUUGGCCACUGUUCCUGGAGAUGCCGAUCUCCUCGUUGCAGGUACAUCAUGCGUUGACUACUCUAACCUCAAUAAUGAGAAGAAGACAAUCGAUGGUGGAGGCGAAUCUGGUCGCACUUUUCAUGGCAUGAUGUCGUGGGUCACAAAUCACCGACCUCCAUUAGUCAUCCUGGAAAAUGUUUGUUCAGCGCCGUGGGACAGGGUAAAAGAGUAUUUCGAGAAGCAGGGGUACAGUGCGGAACACAUCAAGGUGGAUACGAAACAGUACUAUAUCCCGCAUACCCGGAUGCGGAAGUAUCUGUUGGCUAUUGACAAGAGAGGGUCAGGCAUACCCGCAAGAUGGAAGGACCUAGUGAUGAACAAGUUGAAGCGGCCCGCUUCGUCGACACUUGACGCGUUCCUUCUUCCAUCUGACGAUUCUCGCAUUCAUCAAGCAAGACAAUUACUUGUUCAAGAUGGCAGUGGCCCAGAACCUCGAGCCGGUCGCACUGACUGGACUAGAUGCGAGUCGCGCCACGCACGUGCUAGGUUAGAUGAGAAGUUGGGGCAGAAACGACCGUUAACGAGUUGGGAAGAAGGCGGUACUUGCAGACUACCUGAUUUUGCAUGGCAAGAUUGGGGAAUACGACAGGUAGAACGAGUCUGGGACCUAAUGGAUAUCAGUCUACUUCGAUCCGCAAAAAUUGGUGUUGACCCAUCAUACAAGACUCUCGUGUGGAACCUUUCGCAAAAUGUCGAUCGCUCAACCGGAUCGAGCAAGACCGGUAUCUGCCCUUGUCUAACCCCGUCCAUGAUUCCAUACAUCACCAAUCGCGGUGGGCCCAUGGUUGGUGUUGAGGCACUGGCCAUGCAGGGGCUUCCCAUUGAUAAAUUGCUUCUGACGAGGGAAAGCCAAGACGAAUUGGCCGACCUUGCGGGAAAUGCUAUGUCAUCUACCGUUGUUGGUGCAUGCAUACUCUCGGCUUUAGUCGCUGGUCAGAAGUUACUCAAGGCCGGUAACGACACGGAGACGUACGAGAUGAAGAAGGAUAUCGGUCACAAGAACAACGACCAUGCUAUGGAUGUUGACGUUAGCCUAUCUACCGCCGGUGGUCUUGAAGAACGCAUCAAAGGACACGAGGACCUUGUGGAGAGACCGUUAGAUUUGGCUGCCACGCAGACGGACUCCAUUGCUCGUAUUUUGGAGGAUGCACAGAAGAGUGUCCGUCUUUGUCAAUGCGAGGGCCGCAAGGACAUCACGACGCGUGACCUCCUGCGUUGCGUAGAUUGCGACUCGUCAUCUUGCAAGAAAUGCGCAGGCCGUCCUGAGCACAGUUUCGCGCCUCUUGAUAUUACGCAGUUGCCACGUCUUAGUCCUUCAGCAUUCGUGCGGGGGCUGAAGUCCACUCUGCCUAUGUGCAUCUCUCUUACCGGUGUCGAUAAGAAGCUUCUUGACAGUCUUAGAGAAACUUCAGGCGUCACAAUCCCGGAAAAACGCUGGAACAGCUGGUCCUCCGCUGUGUUGAGGGCGACUAACUCAGAGCUCCGCUUUGUCGAACCUAAGCGCCAGGAGAUUUGGUCUGCUGUCUAUCAAUCACCUCACGCUAUUUUCGAAUUAUACCUCGAGCCGAGACAGACCGAGUGGCGCCUUUACGCGAAGCCAAAUGACAAUGAGCCUGCGAAUGCAGAUAUCCGUCGCUUACUUCAGAUGCCCGUCGCGAGAUUCAGAUGCAAAAAGGAUCUUCUGCAGGGAUCUUGGCAGUUUGCUCUUCCUGUUGCACGUGAGGUCACAAUUACUAUCGAGGGCAGUGGAGGCACGGUUCCUUCCUGGGAAGCUCGUCUUGGCUUACUAGAUGACGAGUUCAAGGACAAGGAGGUGCACUCACAGCUUCAUAUCACCAUCCCCGAAUCUCAAAUAUCUCAUUUUGAUCGUGAUAUUUCCGGAGUGUAUGUUCUCCUCGACAAGUGUGGGACAGCCAACGGUGCUUUACACAAAAAGCUGCCUAGUAACGAUGAUGCCUCUUUGCCGCCACUUUUCAUGAUGCUGGAUCCCACAAGAUGCGGAAGUCCUGCGGAAGAUCCAUUCGUCUUUACCACGAGCAUGCGGCGAUAUGAUUUCGGAGAGUUCCGCCCCAUAAUUUGCAAGCUCGACCCUUCAUGGAGGCAGUCGGAUGUUCAGGGGGAACAGCGCGUCAAAUGUCAUGUCCCUCUUCACUGGAUGGACUCGGAGUCGGUCAAAGUUCAACCCCUCGAGCUUGGCAAUGCAUCUUUUGCUGUGCCUAGAGGCACCCUUGAGGCCAGCGUUACGACUGACGCAUGCGCAAGUGCCAAUGCUCUACUGACGUGCACUGUGCCUCUUCUUGAAGAUGCGGGUCCAGAGUGGCCUCGCGGCAAUUGGAGAGAAGUCGACAAGGUUCACGAGCGUGGUACUUUCAAGGCUUUGGCUUGGCUGCUGGAGCGUAUACGACAUGUGGAUGAUAAUUUCGGUCAUUGGCAGACCGUCAAAGUUCCAGAUGACUUGUUCCACUGCCAACGUUGUGCCCCCACCCCUCCCACUGUUAAGUGGACUAAGAAUGGCAAGAAAGUAGCUGCUAUUGAAGACAGCCAGGAGGCCGGGCAGUAUGAAAGGGAUCUCAAGCUUCGUCCGAGUCCUUUCGUCACGCAGUUGAAGAUGGAUAACCAAGUCGGUAUGGUGAAAGUGGGGCUCAAUAUUGCUUCUAUCCUGCACAGGGCUCUAUCACGACUCCCUACUGCGAAUCGCCCUGAGCAACCGGUGCUCAGUUGGCGAUUAGAUACUGACUUCGCUUCUUCUAUAAAGAUCCAAAACCCUCCUUUCAAACUCCUCAGUAAUAAAUCCGAUUCAGAGCAUUCGCAGCCUCCAAACUUUGAUGUGGACAAACUUCCUUUGCGUCCUGAACAGCUCCGUUCCCUCACUUGGAUGAUCGCUCGAGAAACGGAAAACUCCGAACCCUUCGUUGAGGAAGAGAUAUCGGAGGCCAUACUGGAGCCUCUGGGGUGGCGAGCAGAAGGUCGGGCACAGCGGCCUGUGCAUAUUCGAGGUGGUGUUUUGGCAGACCAAGUCGGUUAUGGGAAGACAGCAAUCACUCUGGGGCUUAUCGACUGUACAGCGAAGAGCGUAAAGAAGGAGUUCCAGGAGAAAGGCGAUAUCAUUGGCAAGGUUCCUGUUCAAGCUACACUAGUCAUCGUUCCUCCCCAUCUCACAAGACAAUGGCGCUCAGAAGCACAGAAAUUUGCGCGCAACCGAUUCAAGAACAUUGUGGAGAUUUCCACCGCCGCACAGAUCAACAAUCUCACCAUUGAAGAUAUUCAGGAUGCGGACCUAGUCAUCGUCGCCUCCAAUCUGUUCCAGAGCUCAGUAUAUCUUGCCAACUUGGAAUCCUUCGCUGCUGGAGGCUCCCUACCUACUCAAGAUGGGCGUUACUUCAAUGUACGCAUCGACAUCACGCUGCAAGCCCUACGGGAUCAAGUUGAACGGCUGAAAACCGAAGGUUCCGCGAGCGUCAUGGCAAAUAUCCGAGAUGUUCGAAAACGCGAGGAAGAGUUGGAGGCGCAACUAUUUGUUGCACCAAAGCGUCUCAAGGGGAAGGCCUACCAGGAAGCUGUAAGCAAAGAGAAGUCUUCUCUUGUCAAGGUCGAUGUCAGCGAUUCUUCGUCGGAGAGAGACGUUUUCCCUGCCAAACCGACCUCGUCUGGCAAAAUCUGCGAAGUUGUCAUCACAGUGCCUCGAAAGAAGACGAAACCGGUCGCCCCGGAGACUUCGGAAGGCGAGAAUUCGGACUCAUCACGCCCACGAAAGCGGCUCCGACGCAAGGCUUCCAAGAAAGUCAUAGUAAUUGAUUCAGAUGACGAAGUAGGAUGUGAUGCAGGGAGUGAUUAUGAAGACGCGGGUCCCCAGGAUGAUCAUGCAGAUGAUGAAUCCGCCGGAGACAUUUCAGACGAGGCCGACGAUGUUCCCGCCAAAAAGUCGUCGAAAACCAAACGACUUACCACCAAACCGUCACGGAAACCAUCACCCCCGCCAACCUCGUCAUCUGAAGAUGGACAUUCGGUCGGAGUUUCGUCUGACGCAGAGAUGAGCGAUGCGGAUGAUGAUGUUGGGAAGAAAGGCAGCAAGGGUAAGGGUAGGCAAUAUGGUAUCAAGGCAGCCCCGAAGAAGAAGGCAACGAAGAAGGCAGCCAAGAGCUCUGGUGAAGAUACCGACAGUAUGGACGUCGAUGACCCACCUUCAUCUCCUGUGUCUUCUAAAACCUCGAAAAAGCGCAAGACCACGGCUUCUGACGACAAACCCGCCAAAAAGCAGAAGCGGCGAGAAGAUACCGACCCAUGGAAACUCGAAACCACCGCAGUCAAGAAAGACUGGACACAAGCUCGCGCUCCACCCUUGGAAGUAUUCCAUUUCUCACGAAUUGUCGUCGACGAGUAUACCUACCUGAGCGGAAAGGUACACUCAAUGGUCACCAAACUGACUGGCGAUCGACGCUGGGUGCUAUCUGGUACCCCACCGAUUCACGAUUUCGGCUCUGUGAAGACUAUUGCUGCACAUCUGAACAUUCAUCUGGGUAUUGAUGAUAGUGGUGAGGGUAGGUCAGCGAUGAUCAAGAAACGCAUCCGUGAACAAACGAAGGUUGAAGAGUUCCAUUCAUUCCGUGAGGUACACACGCAGGAGUGGCAUGCACAUCGUCACAGUCUCGGCCAACUGUUCCUUGACAUGUUCGUGCGGCAGAAUAUCGCAGAAAUCGACGAGAUACCAUGCACAUUCAAAAUUGUCAAAGUCGUUUUGCCUGCCGCAGAACGAGCGAUCUACUUGGAACUGGAACAUCACCUUCGCGCUAUCGACAUGGUUGCCAAACGCACGAGGAAGUCAGAGAGUGACCGAGAGAAACGCCUCAACAUCGCACUUGGCGAGAGCAAGACCGCAGAGGAAGCUCUUUUGAAGCGUUGCUCUCAUUUUGACCUUGAAACCAAAGACAAGGAGAACGCCAUGAAAGCUUGUGAGAUCAUCGUCGAAGAGCGGACCGAGCAGCUGGAGGCCUGUAAGAAAGAACUGCAGAAGGAGCUCCAGAAGGCAGUCAAGAAAGAGAAAUCUAUUGGCAAACUCCCAGAAGAGAGCAUGUUCCAGGAAUACGCUCGCGUUUCCAGAGAUAAAGGCGGUGUUGGAGACCAUGAAGCUACGGAUACGAUUCGGGAUCUUCUCACAAAGGCUGAAGUCCCAGUUUUAUCUUCGACCUACUGGAAAAACAAGGCCAAAGGCGACAUGAACCUAGCGGAGAAAACGAAGGAGGCUGUCUGGGAACACCGUGAGCACACGCACAUUAUUCGCAAGCUCACGAAGGAACUCGUUGGACGCGUCCGGUCACUUCGUUAUUUCACUGUUGUGCGCGACCUGCAGAAACAAAGAGAUACGCCUCCUGUCGUCUCGUGUCCAGCAUGCGAGCGCAGCGAGAUACCCAUGGACGAAGUUGCUGUACUGUCUUCAUGCGGCCACACGGGCUGCAUGUCGUGUGUCAAGGAAGCUGCUAACCGAGAGGAAUGUGUUUACCAUCCCUCGGGUCAAUGCAAUGCUGCCGCUCGUGCUCUCAACAUCGUCAAGGGAGAAACUCUGGGAGUUGAUGACGAAGCCCGCGAUGGACGCGGCAAGCACUAUGGGAAGAAACUGGAGAUGGUUGUGGACCUUGUCAAGAACCAAAUCCCGAAAAAGGACCGUGUUCUCAUCUUCGUCCAGUUCCCUGAUCUCAUGGCAAAAGUCGCUCAUGCAUUGAAGAUGCACAAGAUCGAGUUCUUGGAAAUCAACGGCUCUGCAACCCAGAAAAGUAAGAACUUGGAACAAUUCCAGAACGACAGCAAAGAACGUGUACUUCUGUUGAACGUCAUGGACGAGAGCGCCAGCGGUGCAAACUUGACGGUUGCCAAUCAUGGAAUCUUUCUUUCCCCCCUCCUUGCUCAGAGCCAGGAGAUUUAUGACGCUUGCGAGACCCAGGCAAUUGGACGACUGAGGAGGUAUGGGCAGAUCAAGCAUGUCAGCAUUCACCGGUUCAUAACGACGGACACGAUCGACGUUGAGAUAUUCGAGGAGAGGGCCAAGGUGAAAGUCUAGGGCACGGUAAAGCAUUGCGUAUGGAAAUUGACGGAUUGGCACAACCCUAGCAUAUAGGAUACCAAGGAGAGAUAUACUUAGCAUUUAGCACAAAUAUAUAGGUCACAUCUAUGUGUACAAUAAAUCUACGUAAAUUUACGACUGAAAGGUUGAUCAAACUCAGUAUCUUCUAUCCCGUUCACGUCGAACGGACUACAAUAAGAGAUGUUUGUACGCUA
Messenger RNA from Suillus discolor, 6936 nucleotides. RefSeq lists its product as uncharacterized. The coding region runs from base 38 to 6718 and encodes 2226 amino acids. Gene Ontology annotation, molecular function: ATP binding; ATP-dependent chromatin remodeler activity; methyltransferase activity. The record is from RefSeq and is a predicted model, not a curated record. NCBI's taxonomy places the organism in Eukaryota, Fungi, Basidiomycota, Agaricomycetes, Boletales, Suillaceae. The transcript is spliced from 10 exons.